AUGGAUUCCUUUGCUGCAAACCCAAAGAAAUCAUUCCACAUCCGUUCUAACAGUUUGCCCCAAAAGCCACAUCCAGUUUUGGAUCAAGUUGAUGAACAUCUCUGCAGAUUGAAGGCCUCUGAAGCCAUUUCUUCAUCUUCUUUGAGUCAAAAGCUUGAUGGCCUUCAUGAUUUGCAUGAUUCUAUUGAUAAGUUGCUCUGUUUGCCAUCCACCCAUCAAGCUCUUGUUGAUAAUAAAUCAGUUGAUGACUUGCUAGAAGGCUCUAUCAAGCUCUUGGAUGUGUGCUCUUUGGCUAAGGAUGUGCUAUCACAAAUGAAAGAAUGUGCACAUGAACUUGAGUCAGCUCUGCGCAGAACAAGAGGAGAUGACAUUGAAGUUGAUAUUCAAAAGUAUUUGAACUCAAGGAAGAUGAUGAAAAAGGCAAUCCACAAGGCCUUGAAAGGAAUGGAACGAACAAGUUACGAGAAUGGCGAUGAGAGUUCGGAAAUUGUUCGUUUAUUAAACGACGCAGAACUUCUUGUCCUUCAUAGCAGGACAGAAGUUGUCAUCAAAGAUGAGCAGUUGGUCUUUGGUUUCCAAGUUGAUGCAUCCUAA
Molecule: messenger RNA, 594 nt
Organism: Cucurbita maxima (winter squash)
Lineage: Eukaryota; Viridiplantae; Streptophyta; Magnoliopsida; Cucurbitales; Cucurbitaceae
Exons: 1
Coding region: 1-594 (197 amino acids)
Biological process (GO): root development; shoot system development
Source: RefSeq, a predicted model, not a curated record